This is a messenger RNA of Nymphaea colorata (pocket water lily), 1763 nucleotides long. RefSeq names its product F-box protein At5g46170-like. Gene Ontology annotation, molecular function: protein binding. The transcript has a single exon. The coding region runs from base 265 to 1407 and encodes 380 amino acids. The record is from RefSeq and is a predicted model, not a curated record. NCBI's taxonomy places the organism in Eukaryota, Viridiplantae, Streptophyta, Magnoliopsida, Nymphaeales, Nymphaeaceae.
UAGUGGAAACUGAAAAGAAAGGAGGAGGCCUCAUCUUCAGAAAGAGGAAAAGAGAAGGAACCCCACCAGGAGGGGAAGGAAGGGAGAGUCACCGCCAAAACCAGAUUUUGAGGCACUCGGACAACUCACCAGCUGAGCUCAUCCUCUUUCUCUGUCUCUCUCCCUCUCUCUCUCCCUCUCCCUCGGUGGGUGGAAGAGAAGAAGAAAGAACCGAGAGAGAAGAAGCGCCAGAGGGAGAGAGAGGGAGGCGUUGUUCCCGAGGGGAUGCUGUCGGAUACGACCGAAGUUGGGAGGGCUGCGCGGCCGUCGCCGUCCAUGGUGGACCACUUCGACCGGCUGCCCGAGUCCCUCCUCCUCCUCGUCCUCAACCGCCUCGGCGACGUCAAGGCCCUAGGCCGCUGCUCCGCCGUCUCCAAGCGCUUCUCAUCCCUCGUCCCCCUCGUCGAGUCCGUCGUCGUCCGCGUUGACUGCGUCAUUUCCGGCGACGACGACGACCCCGCCGCCUCCAUUGCCGCCCCGGCUUCUUCGUCGUCUGCCACGACGGCCGCCUCCUCCGCGGGUUCCAAGCCCCGGGGGGUCGUCGCUCACCUGUUCAAGCUCCUCCUCAGCAGCAUCAUCCUCCGUCCGAUCCAGGUAAUCCAGCAGCUGAUCGGCCUCAAGAGGGUCAUCCUCGCCGAGGUCUCGCACCACUCUCCUGGGGAGGUCCUCCGGUGCUUCACCGAGCUCCGGCGGCUCCGGAUCGAGCUUCCUGGCGGCGAACUUGGCGUCGACCGGGGGGCACUUCUCAAGUGGAAGGCCGAGUUUGGGAGCUCGCUUGAGAGCUGCGUCAUCCUCGGAGCCACGUCCUUCCGACGGUGCGACGACAGCGAGGCGGAGGAGUCCGACUCUGCCGACAGCGAGAGAGACCCCAAUUACGGCACUGACGAUCAGGGCAGCAUCCCGGAGUCGUUCUACACCAAUGGAGGGCUGAAGCUGCGCGUCGUGUGGACGAUCACCUCGUUGAUUGCCGCCUCCGCACGGCAUUACCUUCUCCAGCAGAUCGUCGCCGAGCACCCAACGCUCGAAAGCCUAGUCCUUACGGACGUCGACGGGCAGGGGAUGCUCUGUAUGGGGAAGGAGCAGCUCACGGAGUUCCGAAGGUCGCCGAUCGCGCCGUCGACGUCCUCGGCGAACAGGACGCAGGUUCCGGCUUUGAACAUGAAGCUGUGGUAUGCCCCUCGCCUCAAGCUGGCGUCUGGUUACGUGAUGGAGGGUGCUACCCUCGUCGCGAUUAGGCCAAUAGAUUGGCCGAUCAAGAAGGAGACAACGGAAGCAUUCAUUGCGAGUGCCUUCGAUGAGCCCUUCGGAGAAGCUGCAAGAGCCAUGGUAAAGAGGAGAACUUACCUUCUGGAGAUGAACCCAUUUUGAGCGAAACCUCGUUGCAAACUUUGGGGAAUUUCUGAUUUCGCCCUGGCGAAGCGAGACGGAAGGGGAAGAAGAUCCUGAAAUUGGGCGGAAGGGCUUGAACAGAUGGGAGUAAACUGGAUACUGUACAUUUAUCCGCGAGGUUGGCUUGUGAUGAUCUGAAGUAAGAUUAACGACCCACGGACUACGGUGAUGGUCGUCAUGAUGAUCAUGAUAAUGUUGACGAUGAGGAACUCUGUAAAACAAUCCUCAACAAAUGUUUGUAAUAACGAUUUCCUGAUGUAAUUUCUUUUUUUAUUUAGUGCUGUGAAUUUUGAUUCUCUCUCAAAAUGAUGGCGUUCAUCACUUAUUCUUUUUUA